This is a messenger RNA of Prorocentrum cordatum, 1920 nucleotides long. Lineage: Eukaryota; Dinophyceae; Prorocentrales; Prorocentraceae. The record is from the annotation of a GenBank genome assembly.
AUGGGGGACCUCGCGAUCUCCGAGGUAUUCUACCAGCAGCUGCGCCAGAAGCCCGAGGACGAGCUCAGCGUGCGGGAGUGGGUGCAGCUCCGCUUCCACGAGGCCCGCGGCGCCCACGGCGCGGAGGCGGAGCGGCUGCGCCGGGAGGUGGACGCGCUGCGGGAGAGCGUCGUCUCGCUGCGCCUGCGCGCCGAGCGCGCGGAGAGGCUGCUGCAGCAGCGGGAGGCGGCGGCGCACGAGCUCGAGCGGGAGCUGGAGUCGGCGCUGGGCCGCGAGUCGGCGCUGGGCGCCCAGCUGAGGGCCUGCGAGGCCCGGGCGGCCGAGCUCCACGACAAGGGGCUGCGCUUCGACGACGCGGCCCAGGAGGUGGAGCGGCUGCGCGCGGACUCGCAGGGCCUCCAGGCGGCGCUCGCCGCGCAGAGCUCCGCGCAGCAGCAGCUGGGCAGGGAGAGGGCGGACGUCUCCGAGAGGCUGCUGCAGCUGGAGUGCGAGCACAGCUUGCUGAAGAAGGACGCGGAGGCCCACGAGAAGAGAUGCCGGGCACAGGAGGAGCAGCUGCGGCGGCGCGAGGAGGAGGCCGCGGAGCUCCGGGCCAAGGUGGAGUCGCUGAAGGAGAAGAAGCGCGAGCUGGUGCGCAAGGCCGAGGCCGAGCAGCAGAGCGUCACCCAGGAGUUCCGCGACAAGGUGGACGCUGAGAUCAGGAGGCUGCAGGAGCAGUCUCGGGCGGAGCUGGAGGCCGUGCGCACGAACCUCAAUGCCCUCCACGAGAGGGAGAUCCGCAUGCUGCAGGAGCGCGCGGACGCCGCAGAGGCGAGGGCGCUGGAGACGCGGCGCCGGCUGGAGGACGAGGAGCACGCGCACCAGGCCCUGCAGCUCUCCGCCGGCCGCACGCGCGCGGAGCUGCAGAACGAGAUCACGGAGCUCACCGGCGUGCUCAAGUUGCGUGCGUUCGAGGCCCAGCGGGCCACCCUCACGCACGAGGAGGUCAGCUGCGCGAGGCAGCAGCUGGAGGCCGAGAGCGAGGCGCUGAAGCAGCAGGUGGAGGUGCUCAAGAAGGAGUACUACAUCCUGGAGGUGCAGCACCGCGAGGGCCGCGCGGCGGAACGCGCGGAGCUGGCGUCGCUGCGAGAGCAGCUGCACGGCUACGUGGAGGUCGAGCGCGAGCUCGACGCCGCCAUCCGCGCCUGCGCGGACGACGGGCCGCCGGCAAGCGUCGACGAGGCGCUCCUGAUCGGCACCACCCUGGCCAGCGCGCCCACUAGCUCGCAGAGGCGCAUCCAGCAGUCCCUCCUGCUGGCGCACGAGCUGCAGCGGCGCACCAGGGAGGCGGCAGAGUCCCGCCACUCGCUGGGCCAGGCGCAGGCGGAGGUCGUGCAGCUCCGCGAGGAGCUCGAGGCCGCACGCCAGGAGAUGCAGUACACCUCGGAGCCGCAGGCCUACCUCCUGGACGCGCUGCGGCGGCAGCAAGAGGAGCUCCUCGCGCUGCGGCGGGACGCGAAGGCCCGCGACGCGGAGCUGCAGCGGAGCCGCCAGGCGGCGGAACAGGCCGUGGCCUCGAAGGCGCAGGUCGAGGAGGACCUCCGGCGGCUUCUGGCGCAGCGGGAGCACCUCGCGGGCCUCCGCGCGCUGCUCGCCCACAGCGACGGCGCGGCCCCGCCCUCGGCCGCGGCACGGGCCGCAGAAGCCGCCGAGGAGACGGCCGCGCGCGCAGAGAACCGGGGCCGGGCGCCGAGCCAGGGGGCGGCUGGCCAGGCCGCGCCGCGCCAGGGGGCAGCCGCCGACGCGCCCCUGGGCGCCUCCUCCGCCGGCGCAGGAAGCACGGCCCUGGGAGCAGGGGGGCCAGCCUGGCUGCAGCGGCUGAGGGCGAAGGGCCUGUCGGAUCCGCCCGCGGUCGACGUCCCCGUCGUCCUCGGCCAGUGA